GGAUAGUUGUGAAUUGUUUUCGCAGUCGUACCUUGAAUACGAAGUCAAAACGCCAACCUCCGGAGUCAUACAGGACCUAGCGGAGUUUGUUUCUGUAGAUAGCUUAUUUAAUAACGACCAAGGUUUAGUGCAGUAAGAAGACAACAAUAAGUCCAUCAGUUUCAGAUAACGUCCAAGGGAAGUUAAGUUAGUAUACUUCGCUGCUUUCUGCCUACGUAAAUAAUGUGUGGACCAACRGUGAAGACUAUAUCGCCCGAGGCGAAGGAGGCUCGUGCUGCUCCGACGUCGAAAGAAGAAAGAACGACGAAGAUCCUUGGCAACGAGAAGAGCCGCACAGUUCCUGUGAACAGUACUGUCGCAGAACCAGAGCACCGGGGGUUUCUGUACGGUACGUUAUCUCUCGCCUUGUUGGUAACGGCGGCCUCUGUCAACAUGGGAUUCUACCAAACGAAGAGAGACACGCUCGGGUGCGACGUUCAGUGCAUCGGGACGAUGACGUCGGCGAGGUCGACUCUGACUCUUCUGGGCUCAACGAUCAUCGGAAAGUGUUCCGAUUCAAAGGCUCUGAAAAUGGUCGGAGGAGCCCGAAAGUUCUUUCUGAUGCUAGGGGUCGCAGCGUCUGCUCUCGAUGUUCUGCUUUCCUUCCGAGCCACAUCGAUCGAUGRGCUGUGGAUUGGGAUGAUCCCAUCGGCGCUAUGCCAGCAGAACUUCACAGUGUUGAAGGCUCUUUUCAUGGAAUACCAUGACGAAUCGGCAUCGGCAGCAGAAAGAGCCGGCAGGGUCGGCAAGCUCGGUAUGGCGGUAGGGCUGGCCUUCAUGGCUGGGCCUUUGCUAGGUUCUGUGUUCUUCAAGGAUCAUCGAACCGCAUCUUUGUUUGCAGCUUGUUGUCUGCUCGGAUCUAUCUUUUUCGUAUCUCUACUGCCAAACCCUCCGAAAUCGACGAUUGCGUCCAGAGAAAAGGAAGCCAACAAAUCAUCGUCGUUUGGAUUUGGUAGUUUCGUCCCUGACCUCGUGCCCGCCGCUAGAACUCGCCCCGCUUUGUUUCUCAUGGUGUCGCGGGUUUGCAUGGGCCUAGCCUUUCACAUUUUCCAAACGAUAUGGGCGGUUGCGCUGAGACAGCGCUUUAAUUUCGGCCCAAAAGAUUACGGUCGAUACUACUCUUUCAUCGGAUUUGGUUUUGCGAUUUCUCAGGGCUUUUUCGCCAAGUAUCUUCUGAAGAAUUUCGGAGCCAGCGAUAGGGGCCGAACGCGGCUUUUGCUGGCGUGUGCCUUGAUUCUUGGUGGCGGCCGGUUCAUGGUCUACCAAACGCACAGCCUCGUCGUCGUAUACGCYGUCUUUGGACUCAUCAUCACGGCACUGGGCGUGAUCAAUACGAUUUUCACCGCUGACACAAGCAAAAUCGCCGAUCCCGAUGAACUGGGAGGGUUGUUCGGCGUGCUGGGAAGCAUGGAAAGCCUCGCCGGAAUCAUUGGGCCAAUUCUUGGUGGAGUGCUGGCAAAUUACGUGCAUCAAAUCUGGGGUCCGCUGGGUGCCGUGCUUUCCCUUUAUGGAUUCGUCUUCACAAUGAUUUAUUUCGGCUACGAACAUACUGUGUGCAAAGGAAAAACAACCGAAACAAAAAAGAAUGUCUAAAUCUAAACAGCACUGCGUCCACAGUAUGUUUUGUUUAUAUACGGUGCACGGUACUGUCGUUCGUGUAAUCCCGGGAAGGGUUCGGCACCUUGUCUAUUGCAGCAAUGAUAGAAGAAGGAUGAUAUUUAUCUGACAACACAUCACUAGCUCUGCAAGAAAUGUAAAAUACUGUC
Molecule: messenger RNA, 1805 nt
Organism: Pseudo-nitzschia multistriata
Lineage: Eukaryota; Bacillariophyta; Bacillariophyceae; Bacillariales; Bacillariaceae
Source: the annotation of a GenBank genome assembly